Molecule: messenger RNA, 1975 nt
Organism: Hydractinia symbiolongicarpus
Lineage: Eukaryota; Metazoa; Cnidaria; Hydrozoa; Anthoathecata; Hydractiniidae
Exons: 2
Coding region: 523-933 (136 amino acids)
Source: RefSeq, a predicted model, not a curated record
AGAAAAGUUUAGUACAGCAAAUAAUUGUAAAUAAACUUUCAAAUUUUGAGCUACCUCACUUCAUGCGGCUUUAUCAUGCUCCCGCUUCUUCUCGAACUUUGAAAUUCAUAAUGGCUGCAUAAUUGACGUCACAAGGACCAAAGAAUUAUAGGAUGCCUCACGGUGAUAUAUUCUACUGACUAAUUCGUGUUUACAAUGCCUUGUUGAUAUGUUUCGAAGUAUUAAAUAUUUAUGAGAUAUAGAAGAUUCAUUAGCGCUAGAAAAAAUUUUUGUUGUUUGCUUAAUGCAGAAUUAUUUGUUUUCUUUUAAAAGCAACCCUUUUGUUAAGUACUGUAAUCUUCGGAUGAGUCGGAAUCAAAAUGUUCUAACGUUGUACUUGGCUUCCAGUUUAAACCUAAACGUAGGGGGGAUUUAUCGGACUCAUCGUGGGUGACAUAUUACAGUGAUAGCGAUGGGGAAAUAGCAGAAUUAAGGAUUAACCUUGACGCUACGUCGUGGUGUAAAUGCAACAAUUGCCGUCAAAUGAGCACUGAAACUGAAUGUUUUUGCUGUCACGAACUGGAAUCAAGACAUAUAUAUAUAUAUAUAUAUAUAUAUAUAUAUAACCUACAAGGUGUGUACUUUUUAGCGGGAUAUACGAAACAUUAUAUGCUGAUUAUUAAGUUAUUAAAACUAUAUUCUUUAGAAAUAAACUGUAUAGUCAAUCACGAAGAUUUCGAGCCGAUUGUUUUAAGGAAAGGAAAUCUCUGGACUGCUUUGGUUGGAAUGUAUGAUAGAGAAUCGUCAUAUCUUCCUCCAAGAAAUGACGUUCCCAAUAAAACAUAUUGCUAUGCUGCUUACCGACAGUUCACGUGGUGGGUUCACAACAGACUUGGCAAAUCUGUGCGAAGGGUCAUCCCGUCAUGUGCAGUGACAAAAAUUCGUGAUGCUUAACCAGAGCCGGACGGGGUACACAGGAUAUAUGGAAGGGCGUGUAGUUCCUGAAAAUGAGUUAACAUGGGUUUUCCAUGAUGCAAAAAAUGUUUUUUAAAAAAUAAAAAAAAAUAAAAAAAUAAUAUGAACAAAUUACAUAAAAAAAAAGUAAAACAAAAUUAUGUCAUUCGUGAGUAUUUAAUUGAGUUUUCAAAAAUUUCCUCUCUACAGGGCAGGGGUAAUGAAGGCUGGUUUUCUUCCCGGACGGCAAUUACAGAUGCCUUUCACCUACCAAUUAUAUUUACCCAUAAAAUCACGUGACUUAGUCUUCUUUAGCAACAAGACAGCACAUUUUUUCCCUUUCCUUUUUCACCUCGCUAAUAAUCUCUCGUGGUUUGUUAUCAAUCACUAACCAAAUCUGUUAAGCAUGGCCAACAAACAAAUCGAUAAAGAAAUAUAUAGAUGUAGCCCUUUCGUUAUAAACAGACCCUUUAAAAUGACCGACCGCUUACGUCAGGUCGGGUUGUUCUGAUUCUAUCACGGAUCAAUUUCACUACCCGAGCAGAAGGCGGUAUAAGAAACAAGGCCUGUGUGUCGCCCUUGUUUCUUAGGUCAUCCCUUCACCCACACAACAUCCUUUCUCUACAUACGAUACUUCGAAUCCUCCACUGGAGAGUAGGGACACCCAAUCAAAAAACAUGUUUACAAUAUGAAAAAGAAAAUAUUUUUAAAGCUAAUUAGAAUUGUGAUAGCGGAACAACUUCUUAAUAAUUAAUUUCAUAAAGAAAUCUCGCUUCGUCGUCUUCAUGCUGCAAGACGGUGUGGUUUUGGCUCUUGUGACGUCAGGAGGUAUCCUGAUGUUUUUUUCAAGAUUUUGAAGCGUGUUUUUAAUGCUGCAAUAAUGGCGGUCGAAGCACAAGGUUUUAUAAAAACAUGGAAUAAGUAAAUCGUGUUUAUGUUUUUAUUUUGCAAGUAAAUCAUUAAAUAAUACUUUUUUCUAUAAUGUUUUAACGGUUUCUUUCGGUUAAGAUGAACUUGUUAUAACGUCGGAGGCAACCUUUAA